Purpureocillium lilacinum is the source of this 2442-nucleotide messenger RNA. RefSeq lists its product as uncharacterized. Gene Ontology annotation, cellular component: mitochondrion; oxoglutarate dehydrogenase complex. Gene Ontology annotation, biological process: tricarboxylic acid cycle. NCBI's taxonomy places the organism in Eukaryota, Fungi, Ascomycota, Sordariomycetes, Hypocreales, Ophiocordycipitaceae. The record is from RefSeq and is a predicted model, not a curated record. Gene Ontology annotation, molecular function: oxoglutarate dehydrogenase (succinyl-transferring) activity; thiamine pyrophosphate binding.
AUGACUUUGCGGGAAAUUAUCGCGGCAUGCGAGAAAACGUUUUGUGGCAGCCUGGGGGUCGAGUACCUCCACGUCCCGGACAGGGCAAAAAGAGAGUGGCUACGGGAAAGACUUGAGGUUUCGCAGCCAUUUCAAUUCACACGCGAUGAGAAGCUGCGCAUUCUCGACGGUCUCAUUGGCGCGUCGUCAUUUGAACGCUUCGUGGCAGUCAAGUUCCCGCAUGACAAGCGAUACGGAUUGGACGGCGCGGAAGGUCUGGCUCCCGCAGUGCAAGCUGUUCUCGAUCGCUCCGCCGACACCUAUGGAAUUGAGGAAGUCAUCAUGGGCAGUUGCCAUCGUGGUCGACUCACCAUGCUUGCGGCUGUGUACGGCAAGCCGGCCGAGCAUUUGUUCGAGGCAUUUGCCGGAGUGAGAACAGACAUUCUGCCCGGAAUGGCCGGGGAUGUGAAGGUCCACAUCGGCCAUGAAGGGGGGCACUUGACUGUUCAAGGAAACCGAGUCGGGCUUUCGGUGCUGGCCAACCCGUCUCACCUGGAGGCCGUGGACCCGGUCGCCACGGGAAAGGCCUUUGCGAAGCAGCACCUGGCAGGUGACGCAGGUCAAGAUCGCGUCAUGUGCCUGGCCCUACACGGAGACGCCGCCUUUGCUGGACAGGGAAUGGUAUACGAGACGCUGGGCCUUUCUCGACUUGCCGACUACGACGUCGGCGGAACAGUGAGACUAAUCAUCAACAACCAAGUCGGGUUCACGACGGAUGCUCACUGUGCGCGUUCAACCUCCUACGCAUCCGAUCUGGCCAAGUUUGUCAACGCGCCGAUCCUGCACGUCAACGCAGAUGACGUCGAGUCUGUUGUGUUUGCCUGCCGACUCGCCGCCGACUGGCGAGCCAAGUUCAAGUCGGACAUUGUCGUCGACUUGGUCUGUUACCGCAAAUACGGCCACAAUGAGUUUGAUCAGCCUAGCUUCACCCAGCCAUUGAUGUACCAAAAGGUGGCGACGCAAACCGCGCCUCUUGAGCAGUAUGUCGACAAGCUCACGAGCGAGGGGACAUUUACUCGCCAGGAGAUUGAUGACCGACUAAAUAAGGAAUGGGGUCGGCUGCAACGUGCGUUUGACUCGAGUAAAGAGUUUGUCGCCAACCAUCCAGAAGUGCCCGUCGCGCUGCCAAUUGUGGCUCCAACACACUCAGAGCCGGAGCCAUCGACGGCUGUAGAGCAACAAGUUCUGAAUGCAAUCAUGGAAAAGACCACCACCGUCCCGGAUGGCUUCGAGCCCCACGCCGGCCUCCAGCGAGCACUUUCGGGGAGGCAAAAGCACUUCGAACAGGGCAUCGUAGAUUGGUCAACAGCGGAGGCAUUGGCGUUUGGAAGCCUGGUCCUCGAAGGACACCCGGUGCGUGUGGCCGGCCAGGAUGUGCAGCGCGGAACCUUUUCUCAGCGACACGCCGUGUGGCACGACCAAGUGACGGGCAAGUCACUGACACCGCUUGCUCAUAUGGGUGACACGCAAGCCCGGUUCGACAUUGCCAACUCACCGCUGGGGGAACUUGCCGCUCUGGGUUUCGAGUACGGCAUAACCCUCGCGCAUCCACAGUCGCUCGUCAUGUGGGAAGCACAGUUCGGCGAUUUUGCGAACAACGCGCAGGUCAUCAUCGACAACUUUCUCACCUCUGGGGAGAGCAAGUGGCAGUAUGAGUCGGGACUGGUGCUGUCGCUGCCGCAUGGCCAUGAUGGCCAGGGAUCGGAGCACUCGUCCGCACGUAUCGAGCGAUUCUUGAUGCUCGGCAACGAUGAGGGAAGAUUUUGGCCCAGUGACCUGGCCGCUCCACACCAGAACGCCAAUAUCGAUGUGGUGUACAUGACUACGCCGGCGAACUACUUCCACAUCCUGCGUCGGCAAGGGCGCAGGGCACACAAGAGACCGCUAGUCAUGUUUUUCUCCAAAUCCUUGCUUCGACAUCCGCAGAACCGGUCCGACGUCUCCCAGCUCACGGGGACCUCGGCGUUCACCCCAGUCCUCUGCGACCCAGAGCAUGGCAAGUCAAUUGUCGCGCCGGAUUCAAUUUCGCGAGUCGUUUUCUGCACAGGUCAGAUCUACUUCGCUCUGUGCAAGCGUCGCGAAGCUCUUGGCCUUCGAGACGUCGCAAUCACGCGGCUGGAACAACUCCACCCGUUCCCCUGGGCGGAAGUCAAGGAGAACUUGCAGAAGUAUCCCAGCGCAAAGACUUUUGUCUGGGCUCAGGAAGAGCAUCAUAAUGGUGGCGCAUGGCACUUUAUGUGGGAUCGCCUGGACAAUGUGCUGCGUGAGACUGGGCAGUACAGUUCCAAUGGGGUGUUGUAUGCGGGACGUGGGCCAAGUGCCAGUACUGCGGCGGGCCUGAAGAGCCUCCAUGACGCAGAGGAAGAUGCUCUGCUGAAUGAAGCAUUCACAGUACAGAACUAA